GUCCUUGCAAACAGGCUCCAGAGUGGGACCCGGAGUCAAAGCGCCCGAUGCCUUUCCAAUCCCGCUCUGACCCCAGACAGACUUCUGAGAGAGAGAGCCAGCUGCAACCGGCAAAGCUUUCCAUGUGGCCUGCAGUAGCUGCAAUCCAAGCUGUGGACAGGACGGUGGAUUCCCAUGCCACGCGGUUGCUGACUCUGGAGAGGAGAGUGGGAACAGCAGAGAAGAAAUUAGUCGAUUGUGAGAAAACAGUGAUGCAAUUUGAAAGCCAGCUGGAGAGUAAGUGGGCCGCGCUGGGGACUCUGAUCCAGGGGUACGGACGGCUGCAGAGGAGGCUGGAGAACAUGGAGAACCUGCUGAAGAACAGGAACUUCUGGAUCCUGAGACUCCCCCCAGGCGCUAGGGGGGAGGUCCCCAAGCAAGAUUUCCCCAGUCAGGGCCGCGCGCUGGAGCGCGUUUGCUCGUAUCUCUUCUGGAAGGACCAGACAUCCUACUGUGUGACUCAAACCCUGGAGCGUCUCUCUCCAUCUGCAGACUAUGCCAUCUCCAAACCUGACCUCCUGUCCCGGAUUGAACGAGGGGAGGAGCCGUGUGUCGGGGAUCAAGGUCGUUCAGAGGAGAGCGAGAUCCCUGCAGACCCCAGCCCAGAAUCCCCCGUCUCUGCACCAGACAUUUCAUUGUGGAUUAACCAGGAGGAGAAUCCGGGCUGCGGGGGCCGAGGGGACUCUGGGGAAAACGAAAUCAGUGGAAGCCCCUGCUCGGAGUUUCCGAUUGUCCCCCCCGAUGCCGCGUCCUGGGUUAAACGAGAGGAAGAGCCGUGUGGGCAGGAUCGGCCGGUCUGUGGAGAAGGCAGAACCCCUGCAGGCCCCAGCCCUGAAUCUCCUGCUCCUGCGCCUGACCGUUCCCCCUGGGUUAAACCGGAGCCGGAGGCGUGUGCUGGGACUCAACCGACUUUGGAGCAAAGGGGGCUCCCUGGAGAGCCCAGCGCAGCAGGUGAGAUCCCGCUCCAACUUGCAGAGGAGCAUCGUGCGGAGGAGGGGGGCGAGGGCCCAAGCCCCCCCAGGGCAGUUUGUGCAACGUCCAAAGGGACCGUGGUCCAGAGCCCUGGCGAGGGCCCUGCGGCUCGGCAGAGAAGCAUCCUGGGACGGUCGGCUCAGGGCAAGAGGGGCAUUGGGGAGCUCCGAGCGGCCGGGGGCCAGCAGAGAGCCGUGGGGGGCGAGCGGCCCAGCCCGUGUCCCGUGCGUGGGAAGUGCUUGGGGCAGAAGCAGUUGCUGCUAAGCCCCAAGAAGAGCCUGUUGGCGGAGAAGCCCGCCAAGUGCAGGGAAUGUGGCAAGAGCGUCGGCCGGAUUCAGUGCUGCCUCCAGCACCAGCACAUGCCCCCGGGCAAGCUGCCCUUCACCUGCGCCGAGUGCCGGAAGCGCUUCCGCAAGAAGCGGCCCCUGCUCUUCCCCCCCGAGCCCCACACGGCCGAGCAGCCCUUCUCCUGCCCCGCCUGCGGCAAGGCCUUCAGCCAGCGGGACACACUGCUGGCUCACCAGAAGACCCACGAUCUCGGACUGACUCCGUUGCAUGAGCUGAGUAAGUGUCUGGAUUCUCUCUUUCUUUCAGCAGCCGGCAGGAUUGGGAUGAAAGCCGAGGAGCGGCAGGUUGAGGAAAAGCCUGAAAUCCUGGAGCUGACGACGACAUUACUGGGAAGAGCAGACGAAGAGGCUUUCCAGAGCCAAGACCAGCCAGCAGAGAGUCCGUGCGGCCCAGAAGGGCAGCAGGGAGCCGGAGAGCCCACCGCAUGCGGGAGCAAUCUGUGUGAAUUCAAGCCAGGGGCGGCGCAGAAGGAAGCCCACGCAGCCCAAGGCCCAUGUACACCUGCAGACCAUGGGACAGGCGCCCAAAUGGAGCAGCUGCCUCCCCUGCCCCAGAGAAUCCUGACAGGAGAAAAACCCUAUAACUCCGCUGAAUGCCUGAAAAGCGUCUGCCUCCAGCCCAGCCUCCGGAAGCACCAGCUGUCUCAUGCCGGACAGGGGACUUACGUCUGUGCCGAGUGUCGGCGAAGCUUUCGGCUGAAGAGGAGCCUUCUAACACACCAGCGAACCCACGUGGGGGAGAGCGACGGGUCCUUCAUUUGUACCGCCUGUGGGAAGAACUUUGGCUGCCACCUGGAGCUCACGCGGCGCCAGCGGCUGCACGACGGGGAGCGCCGGUACAAGUGCCCCGAGUGCCCAAAGAGCUUCCUGCAGAAGCGGCACCUUGCGGAUCACAAGCGGCUGCACACGGGCGAGCGGCCCUUUCCGUGCCCGGCCUGCGAGAAGACCUUCAACGAGAAGUCCAACCUCAACAAGCACUACCGGAUCCACACGGGUGAGCGGCCCUACCACUGCGCCCUGUGCGGCAAGAGCUUCAUCCAGAAACACCAUCUCCAGAAGCACCUGCGUGUCCACGGGGGGCCGAGGCCGCAGCAAUGGGGGAGGUGGGGGGAUGGCGUCCCCGCCCCAGCUCCCCAGGCAAACCCGGCGGGGGAGAGACUCUAUCCCUGCAUCGAAUGCAUGGAGAGCUUCACUCAGAAGACGUCCCUGGAGCAGCACCAGCGAAUGCACACCCAGGAGAGGCCCUUCCAGUGCACCAAGUGCAACAAAAGCUUCCGGCACAGGCAGUCGCUGAACAACCAUCAGAAGAGCCACUCUCCCUCCGGGGGUUCACCCCGCCACAGGCAGGGGACGGAGGCAGCCCCCUCAGGGGAAAGGCUGAAAGCAGGCAGUAACCCAGUGGGCUGGCAGUGGGGAGGAGGCAAUUUACAGGCUGUUUCCUCCCCAGAAAUACAGCAAUACAUUACAUGACAGGCCCAUAUACUCUAUAACAGCAGCUGGCGUUUACAGAGUGCCAAAGCACUGGCCAGUCCUUCAUGAAUCCUCGCAGCACCCCUGUAAGACAGGGGGUCAGGACUGACCUACCUACCUCACAGGCAGGGAAAGUGACUUGGCAAAGACCAUGCAGUGAGUCAGUGGCAGAGCCAUGAUGAGCACCCAGACGUGCACUCACUCCUCCAGGCCACGCUGCUUUCGGAAAGUGUAUUUAACUGAAGUGGGACUUGACCCAGGUAAAUAACAUGUAAUCAUUGUAAAUAGCAGAUGCUACA
Terrapene triunguis (Three-toed box turtle) is the source of this 3127-nucleotide messenger RNA. RefSeq names its product zinc finger protein 282-like. Lineage: Eukaryota; Metazoa; Chordata; Testudines; Emydidae. Bases 48 to 2828 code for a protein of 926 amino acids. The record is from RefSeq and is a predicted model, not a curated record. The transcript is spliced from 8 exons. Gene Ontology annotation, biological process: regulation of transcription by RNA polymerase II. Gene Ontology annotation, molecular function: RNA polymerase II cis-regulatory region sequence-specific DNA binding; DNA-binding transcription factor activity, RNA polymerase II-specific.